Messenger RNA from Linum tenue, 1026 nucleotides. NCBI's taxonomy places the organism in Eukaryota, Viridiplantae, Streptophyta, Magnoliopsida, Malpighiales, Linaceae. The record is from the annotation of a GenBank genome assembly.
AUGAGCUCACAUGGGUUCUCACCAGACAGAGCUAAAGUUUCAUCCAAGUUCCUGAAAUUUCGGACGACCGAGAAACCAGAUGCAGUUGUUGAUCUGCUGAGAAGCCAUGGAUUCUCCGGUACCCAAAUCGCCAGAUGCAUCAAAUAUUACCCUGUUCUACUUGAGCUGCAUCCAGAGAGAGUACUUCGUCCCAAGCUCGACUUCCUUCUCUCCGUUGGGAUUUCUCGCCCCGAGCUGAUAAAGGUCGUCUCGUCCAAUCCUUAUUUACUGAUUAUGAGCUUAGAGAAAUGCCUGAUUCCUCGCUAUAAUCUUCUCAAGGAUGUCCUGGUUGAUGACAGGACAAUUGCGAGUGUCCUGAAGCGCAAUUACGGGGGCUUUGUUAGCAGUAAAGAUUCCAAUUUAGUGCCCAACAUAGCACUUCUUAGGAAGCUUGGAGUUGGUGAGAAUCGCAUCACUUACCUGGUCUCUCACUCCCCUACUGUGCUUUUCAGGCCUCACUCUAAUUUUGCUGAGAUUGUUGAGCUUGCCAUGCAUUUCGGAUUUCAUCCAUCGACAUUCAACUUUGUGGCUGCAAUUAGAGCGAUUUCAAGCAUGACGAAGAAAUCAAGCUGGGAGAAAAGAUUGGAGGUGUAUGGGAGGUGGGGGUGGUCAAAGGAUUUGACUUUGUUGACUUUCAAGAGGUAUCCACAAUGCAUGUGUGUUUCGGAGGAAAAGAUCAUGCAGACAAUGGACUUCCUUUUGAACAAACUCGGUUGGGAAUCAAAGGCUGCUGCUAAGUGCCCAGUUAUCUUCGGCUUAAGCUUUGAGAAGAGGGUUGUCCCUAGGUGUUCCGUUGUGCAACUGUUGCGGCUUAGAGGGUUGAUUGAAGAUAUUCCUAGCUUGAGUGUUUUCUUGUCUCCUGUAGAGUACCGGUUUAAGGAUAAGUUUGCUGUCAAAUAUCCAGAUUAUGGGGCUGAAUUGUUGGAUGUGUAUGAACGACGAGUGAAUGUCGUUGAUUUUCGAACUAUGGCUGCCGAGAGAUGUUAA